AAAUUUGUCCGCGGCUACGGUCCGUAGUGGGAGUCUGCUUGUUUACAUCGGUCUGGAACGCGUAACAUAAGUGAAGUAAAUAGAGGAGUCUGGUCGGUUUUACUCUACAUAAACUGCAGUCAUGUCUGACAAGACUGGUAUUCGGAUCCCGAGCCGGCUGCCUCUGUUGCUCACCCACGAAGGGGUCCUGCUGCCGGGCUGUACAAUGCGGAUCAGCGUGGAUACCUACAGAAACAUGCAGCUGGUCAAGAGUCGGCUCCUGCGGGGCACCUCCUUGAAAAGCACCAUCAUUGGGGUGAUUCCCAAUACCCGGGACCCCGAGCACGACACGGACGAGCUGCCCGCAUUGCACAGGGUUGGCACAGCAGGCAUUGCGGUGCAGGUGGUUGGCAGUAACUGGCCGAAGCCCCACUACACGCUGCUGAUUACUGGGCUGUGCCGGUUCCGCACGCUGCAGCUGCUGAAGGAGCGCCCCUUCGCAGUGGGGGAGGUGGAGCAACUGGACCAGCUGGAGCAGCACGCCAGCCAGGCCCUGCUGGAAGGGGAGCUGGGGGAGCUGGGAGAGCAGUUCUACAAGCAUGCUGUGCAGCUGGUGGACAUGCUGGACAUGUCUGUCCCUGUGGUUGCCAAGCUGCGGCGCCUGUUGGACAGUUUGCCCAAAGAGACUCUCCCGGACAUGCUGGCGUCCAUGAUCCGCACGUCCAACAGCGAGAAACUGCAGAUCCUGGACGCAGUGGGGCUGGAGGAGAGGUUUAAGAAACUCAUCCCUCUGCUGACCCGGCAGAUCGAGGGCCUGAAGCUCCUGCAGAAGACCAGGAAACCGCGGCAGGACGAGGACAAGACGGUGGUAGCUAUCCGCCCAAUCCGCAAAAUCGGACAUUUUCCGGGUGGGCAGUUUUCCCUGGACACUGCUGAGGAGGCGGAGGAGGAGGAUGAGGACAGCGAUGACAUCGCCUUGCUGGAGAAGAAGAUCAGGAGCGCCAGCAUGCCAGAGCCGGCUCUGAAAGUCUGUGUCAAAGAGAUCAAGAGGCUGAAGAAGAUGCCACAGUCCAUGCCGGAGUACGCCCUCACCAGGAACUACCUGGAGCUCAUGGUGGAGCUGCCCUGGAAUAAGAGCACCACAGACUGCCUGGAUAUCCACGCGGCCCGAGUGCUGCUGGACAGUGACCACUACGCCAUGGAGAAGCUGAAGAAGCGGGUCCUGGAGUACCUGGCUGUGCGCCAGCUCAAGAACAACCUGAAGGGGCCCAUCCUGUGCUUCGUGGGUCCCCCUGGCGUGGGCAAGACCAGCGUGGGCCGCUCCAUCGCCAAGACGCUGGGCAGGGAGUUCCACAGGAUCGCUCUGGGGGGAGUGUGCGACCAGUCUGACAUCCGAGGACACAGGCGCACCUACGUGGGCAGCAUGCCCGGCCGCAUCAUCAACGGCCUGAAGGUGGUGGGCGUCGCCAAUCCUGUCUUCCUGCUGGACGAAGUGGACAAGCUGGGAAAGAGUCUCCAAGGGGACCCUGCGGCUGCUCUAUUGGAGGUCCUGGACCCGGAACAGAACCACGGCUUUACUGACCACUACCUGAACGUGGCCUUUGACCUCUCCCAGGUGCUCUUCAUCGCCACUGCUAACACCACGGCCACCAUCCCGCCGGCUCUGCUGGACAGGAUGGAGGUGCUGCAGGUGCCAGGCUACACUCAGGAGGAGAAGAUUGAGAUCGCUCACAGGCACCUGAUCCCCAAGCAGCUGGAGCAGCAUGGCCUGACCCCUCAGCAGAUCCACAUCCCACAGGAAGCCACCAGCGACAUCGUCAGCAGAUACACGCGGGAGGCUGGCGUGCGCGCGCUGGAGAGGAAGUUCGGGGCAAUCUGCAGGGCCGUGGCGGUCAAGGUGGCCGAGGGGAACAAAGUGACCAAGACUGACCCUCCACCAGGACCCGAGGCAGCAGGGAGGAGAGAGAAGGUCCUGGAAUCCCUCAAUAGCCCAGCUGACCUGUCCCUGCCUCCGGAGAUGCCUAUCGUAAUGGACCGGCACGCGCUCAAAGACAUCCUGGGCCCGCCCAUCUUCGAGAUGCAGGUGUCGGAGCGGCUGAGCCAGCCGGGGGUGGCGAUCGGACUGGCCUGGACCCCCAUGGGAGGGGAGAUCAUGUUUGUCGAGGCCAGCCGCAUGGAGGGGGAGGGCCAACUGACUCUGACGGGACAGCUGGGUGACGUCAUGAAGGAGUCGGCCCAUCUUGCCAUCAGCUGGCUCCGGAGCAACGCCAAGACCUACCACCUGACCAACGCCUCUGGGAGCUUCGAUCUCCUUGACAACACCGACAUCCACCUGCACUUCCCUGCCGGUGCCGUCACCAAGGACGGCCCCUCCGCCGGGGUCACCAUAGUAACCUGCCUGGCCUCUCUGUUCAGCGGGCGGCUGGUGCGCUCCGACCUGGCCAUGACCGGGGAGAUCACCCUGCGGGGGCUGGUGCUGCCGGUGGGAGGAAUUAAGGAUAAGGCUUUAGCCGCACACAGAGCGGGAUUAAAGCGAAUUAUAAUUCCGAAAAGAAAUGAGAAGGAUCUGGAGGAAAUCCCGGCCACUGUACGAGCGGAUCUGGAUUUCGUCAUGGCAGGUUGUCUGGAUGAAGUGCUUAACGCUGCUUUCGACGGAGGAUUCCCAGUGACGAGCAGACAUGAUCUCCUGAACAGCAAACUCUGAACAGCUCACUGUUCACAGCUUAGCCUGUCCCUCUGAGCCUCAUCACACCAAACCAUACAGCUCACCCUGCCCCUCCGAGCCUCAUCACACCAAACCAUACAGCUCACCCUGCCCCUCCGAGCCUCAUCACACCAAACCAUACACGAAUUAAAUGUACAUUUUUGGCAGGGUUACAAGGAUUUCAAUUAUUGCAGUUGAAAUGUUUACCUUCCAGCAUUGAUGAAAAAGUCUUCAGUAUUGGCACAAAACAUUGAUCACAUAAUUGUUCAUUUAUUACGAUUGUGUGUACACUCCCACUUAGACAAUGAAGGGACAUUUAAGCUAGAUAGAGAAUGCAUGUGAAAAGGCUUUUCUGAAAUUUUAAGUAGGGGAUUUGUGUAACUACAUUCAGAUAUGUCUAACCUAGCAUGUGUAUGUUUAACUGUUUGUUAGUUCAAUUUUCAAAUGGAAUUUGUAAUUUGUGGAUGGAAAAGUCUGUGCACCUUGUUUUGUCAUACUGUCCACUUCUCACAAUAAUGUAUCUAGGGGUAGCGAGGCUAUUACCUUUCACCUUCAGCUGUGUCAAAUUCUGAAUUUACCAUAAAAUGGUAGGAAGGCCUUUGUCUUUAUUGAAAGAGAAGGGUAACUGUGUCAGACUUCCCCGGUUCGUUCUGUUUAAUGACAUGUCUGGUGGAUCAGAUGCAAGUUAUUAAUACAACAUUGGUCAUGCUGAGGGGGGCUGUGAUAUAAUCAUGUAGCAAAUUCUAGAGGUUAAAUUCCAAAUUGUUAAAAUAUUAUUCCCCCAUCUAAAAGUAACAAAGGGCAAUGGAGCUUAGUUCUGUUUUAUAACAGCAGAGCCACUGCCUUACAAUGUGACCAUUAAUAAUGGUCUAUGGAACCAUUUUGGAAAACAGAUUAACUGAUUGUAAAGUAAUUAAGCUUUUGCAGAUGUGAGCCAUAAAUAAAGCUGUAAUCCUUGCAUACGUGUGCAUCUGUAUUUCCUUGCUAGUCUAUGCACUCAACAGAGAAAUGUGCCUGUAUGUGCAUUUAUAAUUUGACAUUUGUAUUGGAAUAUAAAUUUGUGACAUGCAAAUCACAUACGAGGACCAUAAAAAAAAUGCUAGUUAAAAACUUGAACUAUGCAACUAAAGAACAUAUACAUUAACAGCAGACAAUCUGGUAGGAGUAUGGUAUCCUAAUCUGUGGGGAUCCACUACAAACGCAUUUCUCCGCUCUGGUUUACCUGUAAAUGGAAAGAACCCGUCUUCAUUUUCAAAUCCACUCACCCUUUGUUAACCUCGUCUGUUUUCUUUGGACAAUUUGAAUUUUCCAGUUUAUCUCAAACCCAAAAGCAUGUAAAACAAAUGCAAAUAAUUACAUACUAUGAAAAUCCUUUAUGAUAUUUGUGCUGUAGUCCAUAUAGCUCUGGUUAUCUCCAGGUUUACACUCAUAACCAAAUUCUGGGGCAGGCACAUGGCAUGUAAUGUAAAGUCGAGUGAAUUUGUGGACAAAAUGGUGGAAAACACACACACAGACGAAGGCUGAUGCUACCAGAAACAAGUUCCAUUAUUACUGUUAUGCAUCUGUUACAUGGAAGUAAAAAAAUUAAUAAAAAUUAAGCCCUUUGAUUGACAUCAGUCCUGGAAGCAGGCUUCAGAUGGUACCCUUUAUGGGGUAACCCUUUGCCGAGGAGAGCCCUACGUUCAGCAGCAGCUUGAGUUUUAUUGCAAACCAUCUGGUGCUUGAGGACACCUCUCACGUCUUGGUCACUAAUCCAAAAAGCAAGGGAGCACUGGACAUUAUUGCAGAUUAGAACAGGCAGAAGAGCAGUCACUCAUUUCAAACAUGGUUCAGUGGAGACAGCCUGUGCAAGCUCAUUUCAGACAUGGUUCAGUGGCAAACAAUGACUAAAAAGAAAAAGGCCCCAGGACAGCGAGAAUAUAGAAACAUUUGACUUUAUUAAAUACAAAUAAACCACUGAAAAUAUGAAGAAAAAAAACUACUAUUAUGUUAUUUAAGUGGCAAUAACACAACUUAGUCUUGGCUAUAAUGAACACAAUUAAAGAUUAGCAAUACAAACUGAUUUUAAAUGCAUCAGAAUUGCCAACAUGAAAGUCUAGUUUAUCUUGUUAAAAUAUUGGUGUAUUGCUUUCAAUUGCAGCAUAUUAUGGUUUGUUUAAUUUAACAGUUUUUUUAUAAAAUUAAAAAGAUUGAAAGCCUGCUAUGCAAACCUGUACUUUCCCCGCCUGUCUAUUAGUCUAUUUCAUAUUCUUGCCAGUAAUGCAGCUCCAAACAGAAGCAACGUUUAUAAAUACUGAUUUUUACAUCAGAAAAAAAAAAGAGAAAGACAAGAAAUUUCUUAAAUGAAACGAGACAAGGAAUGAUAAAAAAAAAAGAUGAACUAUAUUAGCCUCUGCUUUACUUAGACAGCCUUGGUUAAAGCUGCCUCGAGCAACCAAAUCAACCACCUCAUGUUACUCUCUGUAACAUUAUAUAUAAAACAUUAAAAAAAAAAACAAAAAAAAACACACAAC
Messenger RNA from Acipenser ruthenus (sterlet), 5196 nucleotides. RefSeq names its product lon peptidase 2, peroxisomal (gene lonp2). Gene Ontology annotation, cellular component: peroxisomal matrix. The coding region runs from base 122 to 2683 and encodes 853 amino acids. Gene Ontology annotation, biological process: protein processing; protein targeting to peroxisome; protein catabolic process. Gene Ontology annotation, molecular function: ATP-dependent peptidase activity; ATP hydrolysis activity; ATP binding. The record is from RefSeq and is a predicted model, not a curated record. Lineage: Eukaryota; Metazoa; Chordata; Actinopteri; Acipenseriformes; Acipenseridae. The transcript is spliced from 15 exons.